ACUGAUGAGAAUCGCCAUUACAAAAGCAUUCAAAGGUGCUUCAAUGGGUGUAACUGCCGAAAGCCUAAAUGCUGCAGAAUUUGAAUGGAUUAGAUAUUUACAAAGAGACAUUUCGGAUAAUUGGACAAAAACAUUUCGAAGACUAUCUCCAGAAAAGAAUGACGCGGGUAUAGUUGUUGUUGGUAAAAGAUUAGCUGAUUGGCUGAAAGCCACUUGGAACAGAACUGAUUUAAUGCUGUUACCUAAUAAAGGUCAUUUUGUGUGGUUAUACUUAAAGUCAGUACAUGAUCAGGAUCACUCAGGAGUAGACGUAACAUUGGCUAAAGUGAGAUCCAGAUUCUGGAUUCCAAAGGUGCGCAAAUACAUUUCUAUGAUUAGGAAAAAGUGCAUUAUAUGUCGAAGACGAGAAAAUAAAUGUAUUGGACAACAAAUGGGACCAUUACCGUUGGAACGACUUCAACCGUCACCAGCGUUUUCGUACUGUUCAGUAGACCUCUUCGGACCUCUUACAAUUAAGGAUACCGUUAAGGGGCGAACUCACGGAAAAGCUUAUGGAGUGUUGUUUAACUGCAUGAGCAGUAGAGCUGUAUAUGUAGAUCUUGCUGAUGGAUACGAUACUAGUAGUUUCAUAAUGGUUUUACGACGAUUUACCUCUAUUAGAGGAUAUCCUAAGAAGAUCAGGUCGGAUCUUGGAUCACAACUAGUAUCAGCUAGUAAGGAACUAAAGGGAGUAGUAAAAAGUUGGCAUUGGGAUACGAUCAAAAUGUUUGGGAACGGUAAUGGCAUGGAAUGGGAAUUCAUGAAAGCAGCUGAUGCUCCUUGGGAAAAUGGAUGUAGUGAAGCAUUGAUUAAAUCCGUCAAGAAAAGUUUAAGUCUUGCCAUUGGACAAUCAAUCAUGACAUUUUCUGAACUACAAACCGUGUUACUUGAAGUAGCCAACAUUUUGAAUGAGCGACCUAUAGGAACUUCAACGUCUGAUCCGAACGAGGGAACUUAUUUAUGUCCGAAUGAUCUUAUUCUCGGAAGAGCAUCUUCGAAUGUGCCAGUAGGACAUUGGGAUCAAUCAGACGAUUUCAAAAAACGUUGGAAAUUCGUGCAACAAGUAGUUAAUACAUUCUGGAGAAAAUGGCACAGGGAUUAUUUUCCAUCGUUGAUUAUUAGACAGAAAUGGCAUGUGAGUAAACGCAACCUUCAAGUUUUGGACCUUGUUCUUGUACAGGACAAUAAAUCGUUUCGUAGUAAUUGGAAAUUGGGACAAAUAGUUGAAGCAAACUCAAGUAGAGAUGGCGUGACGAGGGAUGUAACCGUUCGAUACAAGAACAUUGGACCAGGAACUAAAUACACCGGAACUCAGGACUUAUUGAUCCGAAGAUCUGCACACAGAAUUGUAGUGUUGCUUCCAGUUGAAGAACAAUGUUAGUAACAAAUGAGAGUUAAUGUCACACAAACUUUAUGGCGGGGAAUGUAUCGGAUCGAUAAACAUUAUAACUUUGAUUGAUAAUUAAUUUUGGAUUGUAUGGCGAUUAUUUUAAUCUGAUAACUUUUCCGAUAUUAGUAUUGAUUUUAUGACGGAUUUAUCCUGAAUUGUUUAUGUGAUAAAGUACAUUUUACGUUAAAGUAGCGGUGCUCCAAAUUAUGGAGGUAUUAUCAUGAGUAGAAGUUACUGUAUACAGACUCGUUUCUUUCCCCUUACUCGAUUUAACACUGAAAUGGUUUUUGAACUUCUUUGUUCAUUCUGGAAAACCUACAAGUUAAUAGCAAAUGAUUGAUAUGAUAUAGGCCGUCAAUGCGUUGAAACAUCAUUUACAAUAAAAAGUUACAGCCUUUGACGAAUUAUCUUCAUACACUUAUCUUA
Molecule: messenger RNA, 1855 nt
Organism: Mytilus trossulus (common blue mussel)
Lineage: Eukaryota; Metazoa; Mollusca; Bivalvia; Mytilida; Mytilidae
Exons: 2
Coding region: 5-1420 (471 amino acids)
Biological process (GO): DNA integration
Molecular function (GO): nucleic acid binding
Source: RefSeq, a predicted model, not a curated record